GCCUGAGGAGGUGAGCCGCCUCACCGAGAGCACCUACAAGAAUGUUAUGGAACAGUUCAACCCGGGGCUAAGGAACUUAAUAAACCUGGGGAAAAAUUAUGAAAAAGCUGUCAGUGAUUUCUCAUUCCUGUUUCUUUUUAACAUGCCUGCACCUCACCAAUUCUGCAAGAAAAAUGAAAAACCUCACAAGCACGAGGCCAACAGGGAGCGUGUUCCUUUUCGAUUCCACCAAGUUGGUAGGCAGGGUAGCCCAAAUGAGGUCCCAGGGAAACCUUGAACUGGGGACGGAGUGUGCAGAUGAGUUGAGUCAACUGUUGCCCCUGGCUGCUUCAAGCUAUGAUACUUGCUGGCAGAGCGUAUUAUGAUGGCCUUGCAAAGAUCGGAGAUAUAGCAACUGAAUCUCCUGUUUCUAAAGAAUUAGGGCAAGUUCUUGUAGAGAUCUCAAGCACGCACAAGAAACUGAAUGACAGUCUAGAUGAAAGUUUCAAAAAAUUUCAUAAAGAAAUUAUUACUGAACUAGAGAAGAAAACAGAGCUGGAUGUAAAAUAUAUGAAUGCAACUUUAAAGAGAUACCAAACAGAACACAAAAGCAGGUUAGAUUCACUGGAGAAGUCACAGGCUGAGCUGAAAAAAAUCAAAAGGAAAAGUCAAGGUGGAAGGAAUGCAAUGAAAUACGAGUAUAAAGAAAUUGAGUAUUUGGAAACAGUCACUUCUCGACAGAGUGAUAUUCAAAGAUUUAUUGCUGAAGGUUGCAGAGAAGCUCUCCUUGAAGAAAAAAGAAGAUUCUGCUUUUUGGUUGACAAGCAUUGCAGUUUUACUCAACACAUGAACUAUUAUCAUAUACAGUGUACAGAUUUACUUAACUCCAAGUUGCCUGUGUGGCAGGAAACCUGUAGUGAUGCCACAAAAGUGCCAGAGAAAGUUAUCAAUAUGAUAGAAGAGAUAAAGACACCUGGUUCCACUCCAAUAUCAGGAACUCCCCAACCUUCACCAAUGAUAGAAAGAAAUACUGUGAUUGGAAAAAAUUAUUAUCCUCUUCAUGAAAAUGCAGCAAAAGUGCCUCCUGCUCCCACAAGUAGAGCAUAUACUAGUCCUUUAGUUGAUAUGUUUAACAAUCCAGCAGCAGUUCAAAAGGCACCUUCAGAAAAACUAAAUAAUUCAACAGAUCAUUCAGAUGAUGCUAAUUUAUGCCGUUCAACCUCGGUUGCCACAGGACUGAAUAUAAUGAAAAGACCAAAAGUAAAAACAAUCUUUCCGCAUACGGCUGGAAGCAACAAGACCUUACUUAGCUUUGCACAAGGAGACAUCAUCACACUUCUUGUAGCUGAAGAAAAGGAUGGCUGGCUUUAUGGGGAACAUGACUUGACUAAAGUAAAAGGUUGGUUUCCAUCAUCAUACACAAAGCCACUGGAAGAACCAGCUGAAAACAGACUACCUGCCCCAGUGCCAAGCCCUGUACCAAUCAGAAGUAUCAGUUCUGUAAAUCUAUCAGACAAAGGUGGUGUUGUCCUCCCCGCACCAGACUAUCUAGGACCCUUGAAAAUAGGUGCAAUUUCAGAUAAGAGACUGGAUUCUUCCAAGGAUACAAUUGUGAAAGUACCAGUAGAAAGACCAGACAGCACAACUCCUAAACCUGACAUAAAUGGCAUUACAAAACCACCUUUCCUAAGUGGAGAAAAUCCUUUUGCCACAGUGAAACUCCGACCAACAGUAACAAAUGACAGAUCAGCACCAAUAAUUCGAUGAAUGUAACAUUUAAAUAUUU
This is a messenger RNA of Alligator sinensis (Chinese alligator), 1765 nucleotides long. It is a transcript of the gene BAIAP2L1, whose product is annotated as BAI1 associated protein 2 like 1. Lineage: Eukaryota; Metazoa; Chordata; Crocodylia; Alligatoridae. Bases 337 to 1746 code for a protein of 469 amino acids. Gene Ontology annotation, molecular function: protein binding. The transcript has 15 exons. The record is from RefSeq and is a predicted model, not a curated record. Gene Ontology annotation, cellular component: cytosol; nucleoplasm. Gene Ontology annotation, biological process: actin filament bundle assembly; plasma membrane organization; positive regulation of actin filament polymerization.